This is a messenger RNA of Hordeum vulgare subsp. vulgare (domesticated barley), 524 nucleotides long. Its product is annotated as histone H4. Gene Ontology annotation, biological process: nucleosome assembly. Gene Ontology annotation, molecular function: structural constituent of chromatin; protein heterodimerization activity; DNA binding. NCBI's taxonomy places the organism in Eukaryota, Viridiplantae, Streptophyta, Magnoliopsida, Poales, Poaceae. Gene Ontology annotation, cellular component: nucleosome. The transcript has a single exon. Bases 82 to 393 code for a protein of 103 amino acids. The record is from RefSeq and is a predicted model, not a curated record.
CCGAAACCAUCAGCCACCGCAGCAACCACCUCACAAAGACAAAGUCAACCUCACCGGAGAGAAGAAGAGAGAAGCGAGAAGAUGUCGGGCCGCGGCAAGGGAGGCAAGGGGCUCGGCAAGGGCGGCGCCAAGCGCCACCGGAAGGUGCUCCGGGACAACAUCCAGGGCAUCACCAAGCCGGCCAUCCGUCGUCUCGCGCGCAGGGGCGGCGUGAAGCGCAUCUCGGGGCUCAUCUACGAGGAGACCCGGGGCGUGCUCAAGAUCUUCCUCGAGAACGUCAUCCGCGACGCAGUCACCUACACCGAGCACGCUCGCCGCAAGACCGUCACUGCCAUGGACGUCGUCUACGCACUCAAGCGCCAGGGACGCACCCUCUACGGAUUCGGAGGCUAGGCCGUCAACCAGAUUUAGAUUGUUCUAGGGUCGACUGGUCGUUGAUGUAACCGCAGCAUCUCGCUGUUGUUUGCUGUCUUUUGUGGAAUCGAAUGGACUGCAAUGGAAAUUUAACUAGUUCGUUGUUGGAA